AUGUGGAGUUCUGUUUUACGCACCUUUGCUAAUCGCCACAGCCAAACCGUGCUACCAGCUAGGCGUGUACUGCUGUUAGACACUGCACGGUAUUCAAAUCAACGUGUAGCUGUUCCAUUACGAAGCAAGAAGCCCACAUCCAGCAAACCAACGACACAAUACUUCGUAGAUAGCCGACAUGUACGUACCGUUGGUGGCAGUGGUGGUGAUGGAUGUGUUUCCUUUCUACGUCUCUGGUGUAAUGAAAAUGCCGGUCCAGAUGGUGGCGAUGGUGGUAACGGUGGGCACGUAGUGCUGCAGGCAUCGCAGGACGUUAAAGAUUUAAAUCACAUUACCUCACUGCUCCGUGCGGACGACGGUGAACGAGGUGCCACUAAAGAUUGUCACGGCAAAAACGCCAAUCACACGGUGGUGAAAGUUCCAGUUGGAACGAUCGUUAGAAAUCCCCAAGGAAAGGUUGUUGGUGAUCUGGACAACGAAGGCAUGAUGUUUGUGGCGGCUCGUGGUGGUGCCGGUGGAAAGGGAAACCAUUUCUUCAAAAGUGAUAUCGAGCAAGCUCCACAGGUGGCAGAAUUCGGUGCCACCGGAGAAGACACCGCGUACACGUUGGAACUUCGCAGUAUGGCACAUAUCGGAUUCAUCGGAUUACCAAACGCGGGAAAGAGUACACUGCUGCGUGCAAUUAGUCGAGCACGUCCGAAAGUAGCCGCCUAUCCAUUUACCACCCUGAAACCCCACCUAGGUAUGGUACAGUACGACGAUUACGAGCAGAUUGCAGUCGCGGAUCUUCCCGGGUUGAUUGAGGGUUCGCACAAAAACAAAGGUCUUGGCAUACAGUUUCUUAAGCACGCUGAGCGUUGUAAUGCGCUGCUGUUUGUGGUGGAUGCAUCCGCCGAUGAACCGUGGAUUCACUAUCACACACUUAUGCACGAGCUGAGUAUGUUCAGCGAGGAACUGAUUUCACGACCAAGGUUCAUAAUAGCGAACAAAAUUGAUCUUCCCGGCGCGGAUCGGAAUGUGAAAAUGCUAGCCCAUCACGUGGAUGUACCGGUCAUUCCAAUCAGUGCCAAAAUGGGUACCAAUAUUUCAGAGAUGCUUCAUGAAAUACGAGUUAUUUAUGAAUCGAAUCGCGAAGAGAAGCAACCCACUGAAUCUUCAUCUGAAAAGAGUUAG
Anopheles marshallii is the source of this 1173-nucleotide messenger RNA. Its product is annotated as mitochondrial ribosome-associated GTPase 2. NCBI's taxonomy places the organism in Eukaryota, Metazoa, Arthropoda, Insecta, Diptera, Culicidae. Gene Ontology annotation, molecular function: GTPase activity; GTP binding; magnesium ion binding. Gene Ontology annotation, cellular component: mitochondrion. The transcript has 2 exons. The record is from RefSeq and is a predicted model, not a curated record. The coding region runs from base 1 to 1173 and encodes 390 amino acids.